AGCGAAGCUUUGGUGCGACUAUAAUUUUCGGCGACGAAUUAAACAAAUAUCUGUACUAUAUUUUACAAGAGCGAAUGAGUUACAUUUUUUAAAAAGUUGAAUAAAGUACGCAAUCGCGGCACAUCAGAACGAGUUGCUAAACGGAAUAUCAUUUAAGAUAACACAUAAUUAUUGGGAAUUAUUGGGAAGCAACAAUAUGCAUUCCAGCAAAGUUUUUUGUUUCCAUAUAAAUAAAUUGCCAUUGGUGUGUUAUGUGUGGCAGAGACGGAUCAUAAGUUCUCCACAUUCCAUUUGCAAUGAUGUAAUAUUAGUGAAAAGUGAAAGUUUUAAUCACUAUCGACAACAGCGACAACAGCAACGUAUUGCCAGCAGUUCAGCGCAACACACGAGCAAUAACAAUAAUGCUAAAUCAACGCCGCCUAAACAUGAUUGGAAUCGAGCAGUUAGUGAAGCGGAACGUAUUGUAGGCUAUCCCACUUCGUUUUUGAGCUUGCGCUGGCUGCUUAGCGACGAGAUAGCGAAUGUGGCUUUGCAUUUGCGCAAAUUAGUCGGCAGCACCCACCCGCUCUUAAAGACAGCCAAGCAUUUGCUGUAUAACGGCAAGAAUACGAUGCAAGCGUGGGGUCUGAUCGUUUUGCUUGUAUCUAAAGCAGCUGGACACUCACCAAAUAUCUCAGACAUGGAACAAGAUAAAAGCGCUGGCGUUUUGCAUACCCAACGCGGCUUAGCCGAAAUCACGGAAAUGAUUCGUAUAUCCCAUUUGGUGCAUAAUAGUUUAGUUAAUUUGCAAAAAAAGAAAAAUUCCAGUAUUCCAGAAGACUCACCUACCUUUGAAGACAUGACAUUCGGCAAUAAAAUUGGCCUAUUAACAGGAGAUUAUUUGCUAGGUCAUGCCAGUUAUGAAUUGGCCAAUUUACGUAAUCAAGAAGUGGUUGAACUAAUCGCAUCCGCUAUACGAGAUUUUUCUGAAUCUGAGUUCAUCGGUGAACGUGAUCAACAGAACAAUCCUUUACCUUCGAAACCUGAAACAAACAACAUUUCAGCAAGGAAUAUCGGUGCAAACAACAUCGAUUUCGAUGAAAGUGAUUGCGCUAGACCGCUAAACAUUAGCAAAGUAAUGGGCAUUCCUGAAAAGGAAUGGGAAUGCCGCAACAUAUUGAACGCGGGAAGUUUGCUAGGAAAGUCUUGCAAAGCUACAUUAAAACUGGCUGGUCAAAGUGAGGAAAUGCAACGACAAGCAUAUCUCUUUGGCAAGCAUCUUUCUUUAGCUUGGCAGGCCUGUCUGGAUGCUGAACCUUUUCAGGCUACGACCUUACCCAUGGAUUGUACUUUUAGUUUGGUAAGUGCCCCGGUACUUUUUCACCUCGAAUAUGAUCCAAAUUUAUACGACGAAAUCGAAAAAGGCAAAAUAUCGAUCGAAAAUGUCGAUUACAUCAAAAUACAUAAAGCUAUAUUGCAAGGACCCGGGUUGAAAAAAACUAAACAGCUACAACGUAAACAUACCACUGCAGCUAUGCGAGUGUUAGAGAAUUUUCCACCCACUGAUGCCCGUACAGCUCUUGAAAAUAUUAUACUAGCCAUGCAAGAUCUAUAAACAUAUGUUUGACUUAUAAACCCAUUAAAAACUAAUAAAUAGGUGGUGGCUACGUGAGUACGGUUACGCGAUUUAAUGAAAACACACAUUUUAUA
Molecule: messenger RNA, 1689 nt
Organism: Glossina fuscipes
Lineage: Eukaryota; Metazoa; Arthropoda; Insecta; Diptera; Glossinidae
Gene: Pdss2
Product: decaprenyl-diphosphate synthase subunit 2
Exons: 5
Coding region: 197-1594 (465 amino acids)
Biological process (GO): ubiquinone biosynthetic process; isoprenoid biosynthetic process
Cellular component (GO): mitochondrion; transferase complex
Molecular function (GO): prenyltransferase activity
Source: RefSeq, a predicted model, not a curated record